Molecule: messenger RNA, 5352 nt
Organism: Nomia melanderi (Alkali bee)
Lineage: Eukaryota; Metazoa; Arthropoda; Insecta; Hymenoptera; Halictidae
Source: RefSeq, a predicted model, not a curated record
UCGGUGUGCCGCUGCUACCAGCACUCUUAGUGAGUUACGGACCGCAUGCAAGCGCGUGUCGAACGAGUCGUUGGUGUCGCGCUUUUCCACAUUUCACCGUUUAGAUUCUUCUGUAUUUUGCCACGCUGCUACGCCAGUUCCGCCAUCGAUGAGGACACGGUAACAGAUAUCACCACCGAUAACUCUCUUAUUCCCCAACGGUCUCGUGCGUUUUUAUCUGGUCCCGACGAGCGUUUUAUCCGUUCAGCCUGGCUGUUGUUGUUUCGCGCAUCCCGCGGUCUUCUCCGCCGCCGAAACCUGGGAUUCCCCGAAGUGCGUCGAGACGAGCCGUCAAACUUCUCUCGGCACGAACUGUUUUACGCGCGAUCUAGCGUGAUCCGACGAGAACCCUGAGACACAAGAGGGGGCGAAAACAAGAUUCAACGCACGAGUUGACGUACUCCGAUGGAGAGAACUGUCGUACCGUGCUACGAGAGGGGGAAAUUGAAGAGUAGGAGGGGGUUAGAGUGACACGCGGAUACCAGCUAAGUCGAACGGGGAGAAGAGGACAAUUGAAGUGCGCGUGUGCGAAAAGUGCGCGCCACGCGGCCUGAACUAUGGGUUAUGUUGUGUUGUGCUUUUUGCGGAAUUGUACGCGUGAUCUUUCUCUCUCUUGGUUCACUUGACGUAGACUUGCCCACGUUGUUCACUUCCCGGGAUAAUUGCGCGUGUUCACUGGUGAGUACGUGAAUUCUGACUGAAACCUUCUUUUUCGGGAUUCCACUGACUUACGGGUAAACCGACUGGUAUACACGAACAAUUGCAAAAAAAAGGUACGGACGGAACUUAACCAGAAACAAGGGAACGAGUAAUGAUGAAGUAAAGAUAGUCGCUGAAACAGUGACUGUUACGUUUCGUUGGCUGAGUGUGUUAAUCGUGAUGUGCACGUGAGGGGAAAAAGACAACGACGAAUACGAACUCGUUGAAUUGACUGCGCGCGCGCGAGCGUGGUGCUUCUCGCGCGCAAAUACGACACGAGGUUGGAACUCGUCGCGUGGUAGAGAGUAGUGUGCUGCAUCCGGCUAUAAGGCGCGCGUAACGCGAUAAUUUCCCGAAGAAACUGUGCAAUCUGAUAGACAUGGAAAACUUCGAUAUAGUGUAAUUGUGUGUUCGCCUGCGAAAAUUGUGGCUUAAUGCCGUGAUUAACGGUUACGUGAGUUCACUGAUCACUGGAAUAGACUCUAUGAAGUACAUUGAACAGUCCCCGAUAAGAAAACCCAUAUCUUGUUCUUCUAAAUGUUUAGAAGGACAAGUCUGAAUUCGAUGAGCGAAAUAUGCUAAAGAUUGGCUCCCUCACGUGGAAACGAGACACAUAACACACAGUGGUUCCACGAGCGCACGUGGAAGGUGGAAGGAUAAAGAAAUUCCGAGGCGGACGUGUUCGCUGAAACAGCUUUCCCAAAAUUUAUCCCGACAAGGAAAACAUGGAAAACGGGGACGAGACUCUCUCUACUCGGUCAGAAACGAACGCAUCCUCGUCCUCGACUACGACUACGACUACGAGCACGCGGACGCCGCCUAAAUGCGCGCGAUGUCGCAAUCAUCAAUUGAUAAUCAACGUGAAGGAUCACAAGAGGUACUGUAAGUACCGCUACUGUAUCUGUGAAAACUGUAAGCUCACUGCAGAGAGACAAUGUGUGAUGGCGAGGCAAACGGCGCAGAAAAGAGCCCUAGCGCAAGACGAGGUCAAAGUCAGAGCUGUGGGAGAGCAGGUGGAUCCAUCACCAUUUGGGAUGGAAGGUGAUCGACUUCCUCCCGCUUCUCAAUCAGCCAAAGCCCUCGAGGGUAGCUACGACAGUAGCAGUGGCGGCUCGCCCGUCAGCAAUCACAGCACCAAUGGUGUCCACACCAAUGUAGGUGGUUUCAUCAGUAUUCCUACUUCCAGAAAAUUACCCUCGUUGCAGGCUCAUACUGGAUCAACGGCCCACUUACCGCAGUCUCCAUCCGAUGAGAGUGUAGAAAUCCUGCUGGCAUACAGUACCAAGCUUCUAGAACUGUUCCAGUAUCCUUGGGUAUCGCUGCCUUUGAUUUACGUGAUUUUGAAGGAUGCAAGCGGCAAUCUCGAAGAGGCUGUGAGGCGUAUAGUCGAAGUUUGUUAUUGCUUGGAGAGUUCUCUUUGGGAUACCCUUCUGGACAAGAUACUUUCGUUUAUUCUGACCUUAAUACCACAAUGAAGAUAUUGAAUUUUUCAUAUUUUUAAAUGUUGAUCUUCGCAGAAGUGACAAUCGGCGUGGAUGAUUUUAUCCACGGUUCAGUACACAUUCUUAUUGUUCGUAGGAUGUUAUUUUCUCGAAUUCAGUUCAAAACAACAAGAUUUUCUGUUUUAUGGGAAUGAAAGAAACGUCAACGACACAUUUAAUUACGACUGUUCAACGAUCGGAAGAUCAUUUUCUUUUCUGGAGACUGCAACGCGAUGAAAUUGUCAAGACAAUCUGGGUUCGCUAAUAACGUUUUGGAGUAAUCGAAUAAGCGGUGUUAUGCGAUUAUUAUUUUAUAGUUUCUCAGAUUAAAUAGCUAUGGUACCGAAUUGUUAGAUACCUAAUUGCCCAAUUUGUACUGGUCAUUGUUUGAAGAACAGUUUUGGCAGCAUAGAGAGACCGCAAUAGUAUACAAAUAUUCAAAUACUUUGGGGACCAUUAUUGGUAGAACGUCGUACAAAAUGAGUACAACAUUCCUUGUUGAAAUCUACUGUAAUAAAAUCGGCAACACACGCGUUAUAAAUCGCUACAUCAGAGAAAUAUUUCCGCUUUGGCGACAGUCUUGACGAAUAACUGGCGUAGGUUUAUCCUCGUGCCUCUCGAUCUGCCAAAAUUCCGUUACAGUUCCUGGAAUGGUUCCAAUUGCGUUGCGUUUGCGGUUCUCCAUACUCUCUGACAGAAAAAAGAUCAAUCGUCUUCGACCUCAAAAGUCAUCAUACUUGAAGAUACUCCGGAAAGUACGCGAUGAUCGUGGACACGUUUGUCUCAACACCUGAAGAUCAUAGUUUUUUGGGUCUACAUCGCAUUUCAUCAUCUGGAAGAUAAUAUACUUGAAAUUCUCAGAAAAAUGGAUCGCGCGUGGCGCUAAUGAAAAGGUUAAAAAAUUAUUUUAUCUUUACUAAUGAUCCUUUGCUAACACUAGAUUUACGAGAACUAUCGAUUUAAUGAACUUCAGACUAAAUAAUGAAAGUCACGGUGAUCGUAAAUAUUAUUUUUCAGUAAUUAUAUAUUAAUUUUGGAUUGAUACGACGUAAAUACAUAUCUUAUUAUUCAUAUUUCCGUCGAACUUUUUUUUCUGCGAACAGGUUCAUUUAACGGGUUAACUAAUUUCAUAGCAAGUGGUAAUAAGCAGGUUUAUAAAACCAGAUUUGUAAAAUCGUAAGAGAUGAUGCUUGGAAUCAUUGCGAAAUCUACCGAGGCACGUUUAAACAAAUGUGUCACUGAUUUAGAACAGUGUGCGAAUAGAAUAUUCUAAAUCGCUGGUAUUUCAUGCAUUUGUCGAUUUACUAUCGAGUAACUUCUUUGCGUAAUCUUUGCGUUCUCAAUAUUUGAUUGGCGUGUCUUCUGUCGCCUACAGGGUAUUAUUUCGACAUAUCAUUUCUGUCCAAUCGAGCAGCAUAUAUAUUUAUUGAAACUCUAUUAUUUGAAUUAAUGAUUUCAUUUUUUUUUUUAGUAAUUCGAACAUAUUUGUGUCAUAUACGUUUGUUAAAGGACAUAACCAGUUUAUUUCAAAUUUCAUGUCACUCCUCCAAAUUCUGAAAAAUAACCCAGAAAUUAUAGUUGAUGUAAUGAUGCAAAUUGAGUUUAAAUGUAUCUAUCAGUAUGAAUGGUUUCAGUAAGAGCAGAUACAUAUUAGUGUCCGUAAAUCUAGUGUUAACGAUUUCAUUGGUAAGUACCCAAUUAUACCAUAUCACUUCCUAUUUUUCCUUUGCUUCGUUUCAAUGCGAAAAAUCGAUCACGUCUUGCCGAUUUAUUAUGGUUUUGAUAUAGCACGAACUUCGAGAUUUAAUUAGAUAAAACUGAAAUAACACAUGGUAUUUAAAUUUCAUGGAGUCUGGAGAAUAUUGGUAUACAUCAGAAAAUACAAAAGCAUUAUUUUUCAAACUUAGUCAUUAAAAUAUCUCCAGCAAUGACAGUAUUUUGACAUUUCAAAUAAAAAUUUGAAUUUUGGCUAACAAUUUGACUUCACAUAUUAUAUUUUCAGUAUACGUUUAAAACACUUUCGGCAAUAAAAUCUCUUUACCCAUUACAAGCAGUAAUACGCUUUUUAGAGAAUGAAAACGUUUCAGAAUAUAGCAGUCAAAAAAUUGUUAUAUUCGUUCAUUUUCGAUCGUAUUUUUGUAAAUUCUCGAAGAGUCAUUUUGAAAACUGAAUAAUUUUUUAUUUAUCCAGUUUGGAUAUAUCUUCACGCGGAUUUUAAAUCAAAAUAAAAACAUCUAAUAAAAUCACAUGAUUUUUCAGAGCUUUCUCGAAAUAAUCCCUUCGAAUCAAAUUGUCCUACUUCCCGUAGAUUUAAUAUGCUGACUAGAUAACACGAAAGUAAUUAAUCACGUCAUUCAAAGGAUAUCUAUGUUUAACGUAUACAAAAUGGUGGUUAUAAAAGCACAAUUGCAAAUAGUACAUUUAUACGUAGAUAUCACACAUACAAUUUUUGCUGUGUCCUCGUAUUAUAAUCACAUUAUUCCGUUCCUAUUUUCCUUAAUAAAAAUGAAAGUAGCAAUGCAACUUCGAUGCAGGAUUGAGUGGUACAGAAAAGUUUAAUAUAAACGCAAUAUAUUUAUUCGUGUAAAGCCGUUAUUUCUAAUUACCUCCUUGGCUUGUGGGUGUCGUGUGAGUCAGUCGCGGAUUCUCUGUAUCGGAAGAUCCUCGUUAUUUUAUGGAUUUUGCGCAAUACCAUGUGUCACGUAUCACGAUAGUAUCACCUGUUGUUUUAUUUUGCAAUUUCAGCGUAUGUUCUUUGUGAUAACAGCAAAAAGGGGAAAUGAAUAUGCGAAAUAGGGUAAGCACUGCGUUUAUAUGACAUGAGCAGGAAAUGACUAUCGUAUUGAUAUUUUUCACUGCCGGACAGGUGAAUGCAAUCCGUUGAAAUGGAUUAUUAAAUUCAACUUCAUCGUACACUAUCAUCCAUACAUAUCCGUACAAUCGUUAGAUUGAUAGUAACAGUACAUGCAUUUUACUGUCUGGGUAGAGAAACAGCGUAUGAAAAAUUAUAAACUGAACAUUAAAAAUAAUCUUUAGCACUCUGUUCAAGAAUUAGCUGAUUGUAAUUGCAAAUUAUUUGUUUAAACAAAUUUAACAAUGUGAUAUUAAAAUUGAAUUUUGACUCGUUGAUGUA